Python bivittatus (Burmese python) is the source of this 2525-nucleotide messenger RNA. It is a transcript of the gene PDLIM7, whose product is annotated as PDZ and LIM domain 7. Gene Ontology annotation, biological process: actin cytoskeleton organization; muscle structure development; heart development. NCBI's taxonomy places the organism in Eukaryota, Metazoa, Chordata, Lepidosauria, Squamata, Pythonidae. The record is from RefSeq and is a predicted model, not a curated record. Gene Ontology annotation, molecular function: actin binding; muscle alpha-actinin binding. Gene Ontology annotation, cellular component: filamentous actin; stress fiber; Z disc.
AGAAGGGGGCGAGCGGCCGCUGAAGUAGUACUGGGACGUGACAUGUGUCUCCGUUGUAGCCCGGACCGCGCCGUAGCAGCUCAAAGUGGCCCUCCCUGAGCAAAAGCCGAAAUGAGUGACAUGGACUCAUACAAGGUUCUUCUGGAUGGGCCAGCACCAUGGGGGUUCAGACUGCAGGGUGGCAAGGACUUCAAUAUGCCACUCUCCAUUUCCAGGCUCACCCCUGGGGGCAAGGCAGCCCAGGCAGGGGUUGGAGUCGGGGACUGGGUGUUGAGCAUUGAUGGAGAGAACACCAGCACAAUGACCCAUAUUGAAGCCCAGAACAAGAUCCGUGCCUGUGGGGACAAACUCUCCCUCAGCCUAAGCAGAGUUCAGAACCUCCUAGGCAAACCUCAGAAGGAUGCACUCCCUUCUUCUCAGCCCCCCAAAUACAACUUCACUCCCAGUUCUGCCCUCAACAAGACAGCCCGGCCCUUUGGAGUUAACCCUGCUUCAAGCACUCAACCUGGGCUGGUGACGAAACCUGUGCGGUAUGUUCCCCCUGCAUCCGUCUGCACCACACAGCACAAUGGCCAGGUCUCCAUACCGGAUCUGCCUUCUGCACCACCCUUGAAAGUGGAGCCUGGAUAUGGCUCUGCUGCUCCAAAGCCUGCACCUCUCACGAGCCCUUUCAGUCGUCCACCCUGGGCUGUGGAUCCUUCCUUCGCUGAACGAUAUGCACCAGACAAAACGAGCACUGUGCUGAGCACGCACAGUCAGCCGGCUACCCCAACGCCUGUGCAGAACCGCAACUCUAUUGUCCAGGCUGCACAGCAAGCCCCAGAGAGUGCCAACAAAACACCCAUCUGCUAUCAGUGCAGCAAGAUCAUCAGGGGGCGCUACCUGAUGGCUCUGGGACGCUACUACCACCCAGAAGAGUUCACCUGCUCGCAGUGCAGGAAGGUGCUUGAUGAGGGUGGCUUUUUUGAGGAAAAGGGCUCCAUCUUUUGCCCCAAGUGUUAUGACAUGCGCUAUGCCCCCAAUUGUGCCAAGUGCAAGAAGAAGAUUACAGGGGAGAUUAUGCAUGCUCUGAAGAUGACCUGGCACGUUCAGUGCUUUGUCUGUGCUGCCUGCAGAACACCCAUCCGCAAUCGUGCCUUCUACAUAGAAGAGGGGCAGCCCUACUGUGAGAGAGAUUAUGACAAGAUGUUUGGAACCAAGUGUCGUGGCUGUGAUUUCAAAAUAGAUGCUGGUGAUCGGUUCCUAGAGGCCCUGGGCUUCAGCUGGCACGACACUUGCUUCGUUUGUGCGAUCUGCCAGAUCAAUUUGGAAGGAAAGACAUUCUAUUCCAAAAAGGACAAGCCGCUGUGCAAGAGCCAUGCUUUCUCCCAUGUGUGAGGCGGAGGAGGAGACGUUAACUGCCAAGCUGCUGCCUGCCCAAACUCUGCCUCCAUCUUUCCUGUCCUGAGAGAGCCCUCAGACCAGAUGCCUCACUUGACCAUUAUUCCCCAUAGAGGGAGGGGUAAAACACUCAGGGUCCUUUUAGUACUUUGGGAGGUUUACGCCAUUGUAUUUUUACCUAAACUGGUGUUCUUCAGAUGCGUUAGACUUUAUCUCUUGCAGACUCCAGCCAACUCAUGGUGAAAACUGCUGGACAUUUGGGGAGCUGAAGUCCAGAACUUCCAGGGGACACCAGCCUAGGGAAGGAUACUGUAGAGUUUUGUGCCCAUUUCAGCCAAAGAAAGAAAGCCUCAAGAAUGUUUCUCCCUAGCAAAGGAUCCCAAAUGAUAGCGCACUUGAAAGGAAGCAUCAGCUGGCCUUCCCUAGAAGUCAUUAACUCAGAUGUAUGUGAAAACUUGCUAUUAAUGCCCCAGGGAAAGUGGCGGCGGGGGGAACAGCUUUCCCCAGAUUUCACUAUCGUUAUUUUCUAUCCCCUUUGCAGUGUAAUUACCAACAAUCCUCUGUCCUCCCUUCUCUGAGAAAGCAUUUGCAGAGGAUUCCUAUAAUCAGGCUGGCUCUGCCUUUGGUCCAUUAGCACACAUUUCCACUUCCAGGUAGAAACCCAUUCCCAGCUAUGUUGCUCAGUGAAAUUGCUUUUUUCAAAAAAAACAAAAACAGAAAACACCCAAACCCUAAACCUCUUUUCCUCCAAGCCACCUUGCUAGUAACAAAAAUAUUAGACCCCUACCACAGGAAGUGAGUGGCUUAUCUAAAGGAAUGAGCUGUAAGUUACCACAGACCAAGAAAAAGCUUACUUUUAAGUGCCAUGGAGGAGAGAAGAGUUUCAAGAUCCAGCUUCUUCACACUAGCAAAAACUGCUUUUCCAUCAUGAGAUGAACAUGAGACUCACUACCUAGGGACACAACUUUAUAUAUGCUUGUAGCACACAGCUUCUGAGGUCAGUGGUGGCCCCAAAGCACCCCUACCAAAGACCUGGUAUUUGUGUUUUGCUCUAAAUGUAUUUCUCAGAACCAUGCUGUUCAGCUGGGAGUCUGUGAUUCUUUGCCACCUUCGAUGCUAAUAAAAUAUGUCUUAAUUCUUCUUCA